CUCAACGUUCUUUUGGAACCAACAGAGUGUUUAUUAUAAGUAGCAUGGGGCCUUCCAGUCGUCAUUCAGACAUCCCCCGAAGUCGCCAGCGAUGACUCGCAUCCUGCUCUGCAUCCUGCUGUUUGUGUCCGCAACGAAUUGUCAAACAUGGUGUGGCAAAAAUUACAUGUCUACUGAGCCAGUCACGGAUCCUGGAGGACGAUUUCCGAUCCCAACGAUUUCCGAGUCGCCUCUGCUAGCGCUGAGAUGCGGGCCUGCUAUCCGCCCUUAUCUGCCAGAAGAUGCGAAGAGCACAAACACGGGGUCGCCGGCAACGAUCCUCGUUGACACGCCUGUGACUUUUUCGCACGUCUCGAAUGCGGUGCCCAUCUCUCUCGAGUCCGGCGCGCACACUGUCCAAGUCUCCGUGUCGAUCAACGGCAAGAAUAUUGCGAGCGGAACGGUACCACUCAAUGCGACGAAACAUGCGCUCCCGUUCUCGCUGUCCGCACUAAAGCCCCAGAGUGCAGCGUACACGAUCACGUGCUCUGCGACGUAUUCCACACGGGCGCCGAAGGAGACUCAGAGAUACUCCGCGACGGGCCUUCUGACGUAUCUGCCUGAUCCUCCGCCCGAGAUUGGCUCUGUCACCAAAUUCGACGCGCGGACGGGCGGGUUGUUGGCUCGACCAAUCAAUGGACCCAAAAACGCGCCCUUCGAGCCGGUGUUCCCGAUUGGGUUCUACACGGGAUUCGGAAACUAUCUGCAAAACAACUUCACUACGGCACUGCCUCAGUUAAAGACACAGGGAUUCACUGUGGUGCACCCCAUUCCGUCGUUCGACAAUAUCACGUUGCUCGAGCAAGUCCUCGAUCGGAUGGAAGCGGAAGGACUGUACCUGAUGUAUGACAUGCGCCUGACAUACAUGAACGACACAUCGGUUACGGAACAAGUCAAUCUCAUCAAAUCGCGCAAGGGGCUUCUUUUGUGGUACACCGGAGACGAGCCAGACGGGACAUCAGAUCCGCUGACUGCCACCACGCAUGCCGCGAACCUCAUCAGGUCGCUCGAUGGCGGAGACGGCCUUGGCGGCGCUGGGUACCAUCCUGUCUCCCUCGUGCUCAACUGCGAGAACUACUUCUUCACCGAAUACACGAGUGGAGCCGAUGUCGUGCUGCAAGACACGUACACCAUCGGAAACAAUCUCUCGUUCUCGACUGUGUGGGGAACUCCGUGCACGGAUGAUUACGGCGAUUGCGGUUGCGACAAUUGCCACACUGGGUUCCCAGACAUCGCCACCCGGAUGGAUGUGUUCAAGCAGCGCAUCUUCAGUAAUGGCUGGGAGUUGAGCAAGUCCGUAUGGACUGUACCGCAGGGCUUUGGCAACGAAACAUACUGGCCUCGGUAUCCCAGCGGAAAAGAAUGGAUUGUUGAAAGUGUAUUGGGAAUCAACCACGGCGGACUUGGUGUCGUGUCUUGGGAUGAUCCAACGACUCCAGACGUCAAGAGCUCCGCGUCUUCCUUGGCGUUAGCUCUCUCGGCGAGUAUGAAAUCGUUCAUCAUGAGCGCGAGCGCGACUAUUACGCAACGGACGUUCUCCACCGGGCUGGAUGUCGCUCUCUGGACAGUGGGCCGUCAGACGCUCGUGCUGGCGACGAACAUCAACUACCGCGAGGUCUCUCUCCCGCUUUCCGAACUCAAUCUCGCGGGCACGGUGAAACAGGUAUUUGACAGCGGAGCAUUUGUGCGUUCGGGAGCGUUGCAUCUCUCGUCGGUCGGCUCGGGCGGGUUUAUCAUCACACAUUAGCACCAGAGGAUAACAGAUUGUGAACACUUCGAUUGCAAUUCAUGACACGAACGAUUCUAGGUACCAGACAUUCUACUUGCCCAACCCAGCGCGAAUGGCGUUGUG
Messenger RNA from Mycena citricolor, 1891 nucleotides. Lineage: Eukaryota; Fungi; Basidiomycota; Agaricomycetes; Agaricales; Mycenaceae. The record is from the annotation of a GenBank genome assembly.